AUGACACCUAAUGAAAAGUCGUUGCUUAACCAUAAGCUAAAACUCUUGGAUAAUCAAUCAAAUUCGGAAACUCCAGAUUCUUACUCUUUAAUUAUUACUCAAAAGUCAGUUAAACGAGUUAGUGUCGAUUCAAAAUCACGAUCAUAUUCAAGAGAAGAUCGAUCUCCGUAUUCAAAUUAUAAUUCUUCUCCAUGGAUCAAUGCAGUAUUUGAUUCACCUGUAUCCUUGAAAAUUAGACUUGAUUUCUUAACAGCAAGAAGACUAAUAUACUCUCGUGUGUUUUUUAAUAAAUGGAAACAACGUUAUUACAAAAUUCACCCAAGAAGAUCAUCAUCUAUUAAUUCACCACGUAUUAAAAAGCAUGACAAUACACAGCAAAUUCAUAUAGACAGUGAGUUAUCGUUUUUAAGGCAACAAAACAAAAAAUCUGAAAAACGUUUUAAGAAAAUUACACCAGAUUUAGCAAAUGAUAAGCAAACUCAAACAUGUUUCGUAUCUGAUACAGAACCACAAGGAGUUUACAUUGCAAAAUCCAAAAUAAAUGAAGAUAAUCAAAAUUCUUCUGAUAUCGACAGAGAAUUCGAAGAAACUAUUACAAGCAUAAGAAAACGUCGCUACAAGAAUACAACCAUUACUACAGAUCCGAAAAAUAAUGAAUAUCAAGAAUCCGAUGAAUCUGAUAAAGAAACCAACACUGAUGGAUUUGUUUUUGAGACUCCUAAGCCAGAAAAAAAGUCAAAGACAUCAAUAAAAGAGAUAAAAAGCGAUCUUUCAGAAAAAUCUUUGAAAAAUGUGAGUGGAUACUUGAUUUCAAGAAUGAAACCACAACCAAACAAUGCAAGAAUACAGUUAACUGAGUCUUCUUCUUCAGAUUCAGAUGAUUUCACAAAUUUUGUUUUGAAAGACGUAGAUUUAGAAGAAUUUUCAAAAAAGAGGAAACAGAAACAAUCUCCAAAGCCAAAAAGAAAAUCCAGCAAAAGUCCGAAAAUUGAUUGGGUAAAAGCAAGCGAAAGAAUGAACAAAACACUCUCUGUAGAAGAGAAACUUGCAAAGAGAAGGUUGCUAAAGGAAAUGGCUGAAAAGGAAGCUGAACAACAAAAUUCUGAAAAUGAAAAAUCUCCAGACUUGGUUUGGAAGCUCCAUGAUCAGAAGAAAUUCGAAAGAAAAAAUAUCAAACCACAAAAUGAUAUCAAAACGACGCCAAAUAAAGAAAAUAAAAUUAAUCAAAAUAAUUCUUCAAAUUUAGAUCAUAAUCUUUCGGAUUCUGGUAAUGAAGCUGAAACAAAGUCAAAGAGAUCCAAUUUGUCGUUCCAAAGUUUUCUAAUUAGUGAUGAAAUUUUAGGAACACCUGCAAAACCAAUGUUAGAAACUUCACCAGCAAAUGAGAAGGAAGUCUACUCAAAUCCUCACUUGAAAUCUUCUAAAAGUCAAAAAUCUUCCGAAAUCGAAAAUGAGUCUAAAAUCAAUGGAGAAAAUGACAAUAAUGAAGAAGAAAAUGAAGAUAACGAAAUGAACAAUGACAAUGAUAUUUUAGAUAAGUCAAAUGUAAAGAUGAAAUCAAGGCCAAAUAAACGAAAAUACAAUGACAGUACUGACCUUGAUUUCAGAUCACGUAAUUCGCCAAAGGAGAAAGACUACAGUCUGUUCAUGAAUUACGAAGAUAAAAAACCUCAAAGAAAAGCAAAAUUAAAAGAUUUGGUAUCAAAUCAAGGCCAAAAUGAAACAAACCAAUUGAACAAUGAUGAUUUAUACCUUAGAGAUGAUGAUUACAUAGAAAACUUAUCUAAAAAGUCCAAAAUGAAAAAUGAUGAUAAUGAAACCUUUCAAUUUAAAGGUUUUAAUGCCAACAAUGAUCAAGACUAUGAAUAUAUGCCACGAUACAAUGAUCAUUCUCCUAAGAAUUCAAAAUCAUCGAAACAAAAACAAAAAUAUCAAAACGUUGAAGCAAAUGCCGGUGAUGUUCCUUACUCUAAUGAUAAUAACCAGUACGAAUACGAGCUGAAUGAAGAGAAAUCUUCAUCUGCCAAAAAGAUGAAAGUAAAUCAACGCAAUUUAACAGACAAUACUACUUACACAAAGCCACCAAUCAUGGCAAUGACCAAAUCACGUCAAAUUUCUGAAGAAAAACCACCAAAUAUUAUUAUUCCAGAUAAACCAAUUGAAGCAAAGCAUUUUGAUGAUCUUCCUGAUAUACAAAUAGAACUACAAAGCGUCACAACACCAAGAAAGAGUCCAAAAGAGAAAUCGAAAGCAUCUCCUCAAAAUCUCCAAAUUCAAAAGAUUUCUCAGAUGGAAUUCUCUCCUUGGGAUGAUCCAGAGGAAUAUCAUCCUGCAAAAUAUACAAAUUCUCCAAAGAAUGAAAAUAUUAUUUCAAAAUCUUCAGAGUCUCCGAAAUCUAGUCAUACUCCAACGAUAAAUAAGUCUGUAGUAAACAGAAUCCGCAUGAAUCAUCGAAAAUCUCAAAAAGAUUCACCAAAAUCAGGAAAUCUCAACUCUCCAAACGAAGAAAGCUCAUUUUAUAACAGAAAUAUUGCUAUUGAUGGAAGGAGCCACAGUAUGGAGAUAUUCCUGUUGAAUAAAGGCUCUCCUUCCAAAAUAGCCGAUUAUGUCCGAGCAAAUGAGGUAGCAGACAGUAAUCCAUCCACUCCAAGACAUGAAAAAGGCAUAAAACAUGCGGAAACUUCAUCAGAAAUCAAAAUUUCCCAAAGGAAAUCCAGAAAAUCCAAAAUUGUUGACGGCCACAUUAAACCGGCAGAGCUGGACAAUCCGAAACUGAUCAAUGAAUUCAAUUCCCUCCACGAUCGACUUUCAAAUAUCCAAAUGGGAAUUUCGAAUUCGGCUGAGAACUUCAGCUUCGACUUGAUGGCCCAUGUCAUACAAGAUGCAGAGAAAGCGAAGAAGGAAAAGUCAAAGAUUUCCCAGAAAAUUCCAAAAUAUGAAAAUUCUGACAGCCUAUUGACGAAAUCUCCGACUGAAAACGAUAGUCCGAAAUCGAAAUUCGCCAUUUUCGAUGUAAAAUCUCCUUCAUCAAAUAAUUCUACUUCAUCUCCUUUAGUUUCGCCAACAAUGAAGAUGGAACUGGUCACAGAUGACAUAUUUGAUGUAAACAGAACACCAAAACAUGAAAAACAUAAACAUAAAAAUGAUCAAUCAAAUCUUAAGGAGAAACUGUCUCCAAAUGAUUCCAAUGAUCAUGGUUUCAUCAGUUCUCCAACGAAAUCUCCUAAAUAUUCCUUGGAUUUGAACAUUUCCCCUCAAAAAGAAAAUUCCUCUGAAAAACCACUUCCUCCGACCAAUUUACAGAAGAAUAUUUCUCCAAAGAAAGAAAAAUCUUUUUCAGAAGAAAAAACUUCAAAUUCCGAAAAAUUAUCUUCUGGAAAGAAGCAAAAAGAAGAGAAAACCAACAUAUCUACUCCAUUAUCUCAAAAUAAUUUGGUUUCUGAUGAUAAAUACAAUAAUUUUGAAAAAUCUGACAAAAUUAUCACUAAAAAUGAAUCUCCAAGUAGAGUUGAUGCAUCAACAUCACCAGAUAUUCCAUUGCCUCUACCACAAAUCCAGUCUCCACCGAAGAAAUUCGAUAUUUUCGGUCCAAUUGAAGAAAAUCCAGAAAAUAACGCUAAAUCUGAUGAAGGUGGAUAUAUAAUAAUAGAUAGUGAUAAAGAAGAAGAGAAACCAAGGCAAAGAAAACACAGAAAUUCAACACAAAGGAGAUAUUCAACAGAUACAACAGAAGGAAAGCUUCUUAUACUUGAAAAGGCACAACGAAGACUUAGUGAUUACUUAGAUAACGAAGAAAUCGAAGAAAAACAACAAAUUCCUGAAAUUAAAUCUUCAUUAGUCGAAAAACCGCCAGAAAAGAAGCCAAAGUUUAUAGAAACAGAGAUUCCCAAACCAAAAGGAAUGGUCAAGUUCAAAGAAUUCUCAGCAAGUGACAGCGAACCAGGAUUACCGAUAUAUGAUCCAAAUCCGAAGCGAAAUCCGAAAUCUGACUUCUCAGAAAUGUCAGACAUAUCGGAAUUCGAAGUUACUCCUGUUCUUCCUGAUCAAGAAGUCCAGUUUUCCCAAUCAGAACUUUUAUCAAGGAAUAUCGAAGAAGGAAUCGAUGAGAAAUCGAAGAUUCCUGCAGAAACACCCCCUUCCAAAGGUACUCCUGUUAGUAAUUCCUCAAAAUACUCGAAUAAUAAAGAAGAAUUUGGCCAAACGAAGAAAUCUAGCAGAAGAACACCGAAACAAAGGAGAAGGAGUUACCAAUUCAUCGAAAAAGAUUACGAAAACGAUGUUUUCACCCCAUCAAAGCUGGAAAUUACGACUCCGAGGUCAGGAACGUUUAAAGAUUCACCUGAUUCGAAAUCUAAUGUAUCAAGUGUUACGAAAUUGCAGGUUUCGCCUCCAAAAAUUGCGAAAUCUAAAUCAGAAAUUUCAAAUAAUCUUGAAUUGUCACCUUUAUCAACAAAUGAGCGGCCAAACCAACUGAACAAGCUCUCCGUUUCACCUCCGAAGAUCGAUGACGUCCAGAAAUUGGAGAUUUCACCAUCAAAAGCGGAAGAAAGAACUGAAAAGCCAGAUUUGGCCAUUUCUGUGGCCAAUUCAAGGGAAAUCCCGAAGAAUGAAAAGGAAUUUUUGAGAAUUUCAUCGAAUAAUUGGAUUUAUUCAAACGAAGAAAAGGAAAACAAUGGAUUUUCUUCAACUCCAAACGAAGGAAAUCAACUGGUUCAAUUUCUGAAAAUUCCAAUAAAUUUAAUGAGAUAUCGAAAGAUUUCGGAAAUUCAUCACCAAAAUCUUCUAAUUUGUCAUCAGAACAAACCAGAAAAGGAUCUCAGAAACUUUCAAUUUCAGUUCCAGAAGAAUCAGAAAAAAUUGUCCAAGAAAGAAGGAAUUUCCUUGUUGACAUGUCAGCAACAAACUCCUUCACGGCCUCUCUAUUAUUCUGUGUCUAAUUCGAUCAAUUCUCACACGGAAGAAGACGUUGACUUGGUUGGACUAGUUUUUGAUAUCGGAGAUUCUGAUAACAGUGAUAACAACGAUGAUCUUUUAAUUUCUCAAUUCAAAAAGAAAAAAUGA
Messenger RNA from Trichomonas vaginalis G3, 5061 nucleotides. Its product is annotated as Rad51/NUKS-interacting protein family. Gene Ontology annotation, biological process: double-strand break repair via homologous recombination; interstrand cross-link repair. The coding region runs from base 1 to 5061 and encodes 1686 amino acids. NCBI's taxonomy places the organism in Eukaryota, Parabasalia, Trichomonadida, Trichomonadidae. Gene Ontology annotation, molecular function: single-stranded DNA binding; double-stranded DNA binding. The transcript has a single exon. The record is from RefSeq and is a predicted model, not a curated record.